Molecule: messenger RNA, 3414 nt
Organism: Vigna unguiculata (cowpea)
Lineage: Eukaryota; Viridiplantae; Streptophyta; Magnoliopsida; Fabales; Fabaceae
Molecular function (GO): DNA binding
Source: RefSeq, a predicted model, not a curated record
UUAUCGUAUAAAUUAGUUAAAUCAGGACAAUCCUCCUCGAUCCCUCAUAACCAAUCACUCAACUCUGAAGUCUGAAGGUACUGAAAGUUGAGUUGUUGACUGUCUCAGCGUUGCGAAGUCUCGGAUCCAGAAUCGAUGGAUUAGGGGUAACUACUAUCUUGGAUGUCAAGUCACAACUCCUAAUAUGUGCUGAUAGUGUGUCCUCCCUGAUUCAAUGAAUCAAGUUAGAAUGAACUUUUCUGGUUUUGGCAAAUGACACAGAUUUGAAACUAAGCUGAAAGAUUCUCUUAUAUUACAUCACUUUUGAGAAUGGGUAAAGCUCAACGUAAAAUGUCUGAAGCAACCAAUAGACAGAUCAGCAAUAGCACAAAAUGCAAUUCCAAACAGACCGUGGAAAAAUCAGAUGAACAUCCUGAAUGGUUACCUGAUGGUUGGAUUGUGGACUCCAAAACUCGAAAAAGUGGUGCAUAUAUGGGAUGUGGGUAUAAGUGUUACAUUGAUCCAACUGGACGCAAAUUCUACUCCAAACCAGAGGUAUUACGCUAUCUUGAGACUAUAAACAUCAACAGUCACAGUUCCAAGAAGGAAAAGAUGCGCAAAAGCAAUGAUGCUGUCGAGAAGUCCCCAGUUGAGGAUUUACCACCUGGCUGGACAAUAGAAACCAAGGUUAGGAAGGGUGGUACUGGCAAUAGGAAAGAUCUGUUUUAUAUAGAUCCGGUGGGUGGAUAUGUAUUUCGCUCCAAGAAGGAUGCACUACGCUAUGUUAAGUCUGGUGAUAUAAGUGUGUGUGUGGUUAAACCGUAUAAGCAACAAAUCCAAGAUCAAGACAAAGUAUCUAAUGCAGAUGAGAAGUCCACUAUACAGGAUUUACUACCUGGGCAGAUGACAGAAGUCAAAAUUAGGAAGGGCAGUAGUGACAAAAGGAUAGAUCCGGAUUCCGUCGAGAAGUCCCAAGUUGAGGAUUUACCACCCGGGUGGAUAACAGAAGCCAAGGUUAGGAAGGGUGGUAGUGGCAAGAAGAAAGAUCUGUUUUAUUUAGAUCCAGUGAGUGGAUAUGUAUUUCGGUCCAAGAAGGAUGCACUGCGCUAUGUUAAUUCUGGCGAUAUAGAUACGUGCGUGAUUAAACCAUAUAAAAGAGGAAUCCAAGAUGAAGACAGAAUAAGUCCAUCAUCUAUUGGCAAAAAGCAGAAGCUAAAGCAGUCUGCCGCAAAUCAACAGCUUUCUGUAGGUGAAUCUGAUGUGAAGAGCCAAUCGUUAGAGCAUGCAACUGUACACAGUCCUGAAAUGAUGAAAACAUUUGAUUCAGAUGAUGUGCUAGAGAAGGACCACUUUGAGAAUAUGAUGGAGCAUGCUAGUGAAAAGAAUCACAGCAACCGUAGUUUAUCCAAAACCAAAGAGUCCAAUGUGGCUCGCCGUUUUUCACGGAGACUUUCUGGGGCUGAACCUGACCAUUUGACCUACGUGCCCAAUGAACAGGCUCUUCAAGUUCCUAAAAGAAAGUUGGGAAAAAAUAUAAGUAUUUUAGACACUGAUUUGACAAAUAAAUCAUCUCAGCAGCUGAGUGGUGUACUGGAAACUGAGCGUUCAUAUAAAGAGCAAGAAGAAGUGCAAUUGAACUCAAACAAAUCCAGAACCAAGGAAGAGAAACAAAUUUUUUAUCGUUCUUCAAAACGAUUAGCUGAAUCUGAACCGAAGCUGAUGAGCAACUCUAGUUCCCACAAAACAUCUUAUAAAAGUAAAAGGUCUAAAGGUGAUGCCAAAGCAACCUUGCAGCAAAGUGAUGGUCAGCCAGUUACGGAGUUUGCAGCAUCAACAAAUGGAAAUAAAGGCAAAAAACUUCCCGAAGCCACACCCAUAACUAGCAAUCAACUGAAGAAAUUUGAUGACCAAGAAAUAAAUAACGAUGAGAAAUCAGAACUUGAGCAAUCCUUUGCAUUUCAUUAUUCUUGGUCUGAUCCAUGCUUGGAAUUUGCAAUUCAGACCCUGACAGGUGCAUUACCAGUUGAAGAUUCAACUGACAAUGGAGAAGCCAGGGUUUCUGAAACAGAUACAUCUCCCAAAAAUAAGUCGGUUGAGAAUGUUACAGGAAGCAGCAAUGACAAAACCUCACGUGUAAAUUCAAAGAAAUCCAAGAACAAAAAAGAGCUUACAGUGCCAAGGCGGUUGUCAAAGCGACUUGCUGGCAAUGAAUCCGAGGUACUUCCUACUGAAAAAGCUGCUGAAUUCGCCCCUCAGAAGUCGUGCAAUGACAAACUAGCUGCUACUGCGAGUUUAACUAAUGGAGUGUCUGGGCAUCUUCGUGACAGGGAAGAAUCCGAACUUGUUGUCCAGGCAUCUGACAGGUUGAAAACAUUAUGUGGUGAAUCAUUGAUCAAGAAUGAGAAGUCAUAUGAUGCCCAAACGGUUCCCAAUGAACAAAUGCAGAGUUAUGAAGAGGAAAAUGCCGAUGAUGAAAGAUCGUAUUCACAGUUCCCCACACCUUUUGGGGACUCCUGGUCGGAUCCUUGUCUAGAAUUUGCAAUUAAGACUCUUUCAGGUGCUUUGCCAGUUGACGCACCAACUGCGGACAUUUUACCUGUUGUUACUCCUGAUGUUAGUGACCCCCCAAAUAAGGAGUCACUUCAGAGUAUGGAGCAGAAGAGCAUGAAUGCAGAAACUCAUGAUAAUCCCUACCAAUCCCAGACCAAGAAUGAGUUUAAUACUGUUUGCCACACAUCAAAACAAGACCUGAACCAGCCCGAGGUGACCACCUACUCCACAUCUUUUGGAAAUGAUCCAAAGUUUGCAACUAGAGAGUCUUACAAGGAUGGAGACAGUAUAACCAGGAAUUCUAAUGGAAGAGAACCCGAACGUAUUAAAUCUGGGAACGCACUAGAAAUUGAUAUUAACAAAACAAUUCUUGAAGAAGAACCACAACCUGCAACAAUAAACUACGAUAAUUCUGACAGAGAAUUCGCUGCUUCAUUUAUGGAUUCUUGGUCAGAUCCAUGCCUAGAAUUUGCAUUUGAUACUCUUUCAGGCGCAAUACCAGUAGAGGAAAAUAUAACAAUUCAAGCAUGUUUCCAGGAACGUGCCCAUAGCCAUGGCCAAAGAGGGGGUUUCUCGACAGUACCAGAUUUUGGAUUUUCCAAUAGUGGUAUCUCAUUUCACAAUAAUAUAGAGGAGAAAUCCAAGUCAGUUCAACAGUCAUCAGCGAGUUCUUCUUUCCUCCCCCAGGAAAAACAAGGUCUGGGCGCUUUCUACGGGGUUGAUCCUCAAGAACAAUACUUUCAGAAUAGUAAUAAUUUUCAGAGAAAGUGAGUUCGCAAGACAUUGCUGGCUAAUCCCAAGUAUAAUGCUUAACGACUGUACCUGUAUGAACUUCUAUAUCAAUAUCAUCAUUAUGCAUCUAUUCCAACUGUGCUUGUGUGAACA